GCGUCCAGCUAAGCAGAUGCAGCCAGUGAGCUCGCGGUGCGGGGACAGUGGGGAAGCACAAUCCGCGUGCAGCCAGCGCGAGGCAAAGACCUACCAACAAGCAGUGAACUAUGACUGAACACAAAACGAGCACGAGAGAUGACUGACCAUGCAGCAGUUUGGAACAAAUGACACAAGAUUACACAGGCGGAAGAUGCCAGCAGCCGCAGAUCAAUUCGAUUACAUUUGAGCAGUGAAAGAUGCUGUGGACAGGUUUACCUCCAAUGGAUUCUUAAAGCCGCUUCAAGACAAUUAACAGCAACGAUUUUACUGAAGGGAUCUCUUGCUGGAAGUCAGAGAGCGGGGGCCAGGAUGUGGCCCCCUGACCUCGGACCUCCAGACGCCCAGAUGACUCUCCCCGGUUUUGGGAGUGUGUUCGAAGAUGUCGAGGACCUUCAGGCGCCGCUGUCUUCUGGUGGCUUCUGUCAGUCGUCGAUACAUUCAGGUGGCCUGUGCUGUCUACCGAGGACGUCCCUGUCCCUGUCCUCCCUGGGGCGAGACCUCACCUCCUUACUCAACUGUAAGACUAAUGGAUCCCACAUAGAAAAGACUAUGGAGGACUUUGCCACUACAGCACACGUAGACCCUAAAAUCACCCAGAGGUUCGGUUGUUACCCUCAGCCCUCCCUCCCUUUAUCCUACAUGCUCACCAGCUGUACCACAUCUCCUUCUUUCUGCUCCCCCUCAUCAUCGGCGUCCUCCACCUCCUCCUCAGCAUCUUUAUUUUUUGCCUCUUCUUUACCUCUCUCUGAAGCCAGCGACAAAACAUCUCAGCAACAACGAAAGCUUCAAGAAGAGUAUCACACCAUCAAACAGGAGCCUGCAGAUGAUUUCUUGCCGUGUAAGAGGGAACCUUUCCCAGUGAACAACCAGCAGGGGGAGCUGUUCCAUGUUGGCCAGCCCCUCCAAUGCCACGACGGUCAGGACGGCACGCAGACCCCCCUGCACUCCCCGAGGCUAAACGGACCCGUAGGACAGGAGCCUGUAAUGGACCAACAGGAGCAGCUGUGUCAUUGGAUCGACUGCAGUGCCACCUACAGCAGCCAGGAGGAGCUGGUGAGACACAUCGAGAAGGUGCACAUCGACCAGCGUAAAGGGGAGGAGUUUGCAUGUUUCUGGGCCGGCUGUGUGCGGCGCCACAAACCCUUCAACGCUCGCUACAAGCUGCUCAUCCACAUGAGGGUUCAUUCUGGAGAGAAACCCAAUAAAUGCAUGUUUGAGGGCUGCUCCAAGGCGUUCUCCCGUCUGGAGAACCUGAAGAUCCACCUGAGGAGCCACACCGGAGAGAAACCGUACAUCUGCCAGCACCCCGGCUGCCUCAAGGCCUUCAGCAACUCCAGUGAUCGAGCCAAACACCAGCGCACACACCUGGACACGAAGCCGUACGCCUGUCAGAUCCCGGGCUGCACCAAGCGCUACACCGACCCCAGCUCGUUACGGAAGCACGUCAAGGCUCAUUCAGCCAAAGGCCUCCAGGAGAGAGAGGUCAAGGUUCAAGUGCACACGAUGCUGGAGUCGGACAUUUUGAGCGAUUGUCUGGCGAGGCAGCACCUCCACAGCUCCGCCCCUUCUCACCAAGGAAACGGCUCACCUUUACCGGGCUUAGAUGACUUCACAGGUGUGUAUUCAAACAGCAGCACCGUCCACAACAGGGGGACACAACAGGACUUCCUCCCUCCAUCAGCAGACACCUGCUCCAGGUAUCAAGGCUUAGAGGGAAACUUUGACGCCAACAGCCCGAUAUCUUCGCUCACGAGCCCGGGCAGCAUGAGAGAGGGGAACAGACCGACAUCGUUGUUCAUGGCCGCUGACGUCAGCCCAGUGAGCUCUUCAUCAGACAGAGCUGACGUCCGGCUGCAGGGCUACCAGAAAACCUACAGCCACCAACAGCAAGUUUUCCCACAGCAGCAAGGCUGUCUGUACGGAGAAGGAAAGGUGGUUCAACCAGUCAACGAUGGAGGCUUUGAACCCGCCAGUUACUUCUCAAACCCCUCCACCUCUCACUCCGCAGGGUUUGACUUGUUGCAGGACCUGCAGGGCCAGGCAGGGGGCGGUUACUCCAUGUCUCCCUGCCCAGACGACAGCUUCCUCUUCCAGGCAGGAGGCGUCGACCGCUGCCUCAAUCAGAUCUACUCCAUCUACCUGGACUCAUGAUGACAGCCCUGAACCAGACACAAAAUCACAAUCACUUUGUUUUCCCAAGGACAACCUGCAGCGUGAACGAUGCGUGGCGGACAAUCACAUCCACAUUAUGCUGUAUUUUCAAAUCUGAAGUUGUUCUUGUUCUGGACAGAUGUGAGUUUUAACGGUACAAACAGAAGUGCAAAAUUAUCCAGAGACAGAGCUGAGGGCAAAGUGGCAAAAAUAUGGCAAAUGGCCAAAGAGGAAAUCUGGUCAAAUUAUAGAUGUAAAUAGCAGUGACUUUUUUAUUCAGAGAUGACCACAGCAUGUGAUCUGGAUAGAAUGAGCUAUACGCUUCAUUUGUUAGUUUGAUCUUUUGGAAAGUCAGGUAGCUGGCUCUCUGGCUCCGCCACUGAUGUUAGACUUCGGCCUCCUCAGCAGCUUUGCCACCCGGAAAUGUUAAAACAACAAUCUCUGAGUGAUCAGAAUGGGAUCUUAUAAUGCCGUGGUUCCCAGCUGGGGGUCAAUAAAUAAAAGGCCAAAAAAUAAAAAAACAUAGUUCGACAUUGUUCUGCUUCACAAAUCUUGCUCAUUUUUCUGUCUUUUCUGUGCUUUUUGCUUUAUUUUUUUAAUAUAUUGAAGAAAAUUUUAAGUUUUAUUUUCUUUUUUUGGGUCAUAACACAAUUCAGAUGAAAAGAGUAACACUUUCAGUUCAACUGCUCACAACUCUGCACUGUGUGCAAGGUCACAAGAAGCUUUAUUUUGAAUGUCACCAGCCAAAAAGGUUGGGAGCCAUUAUGUUGUAAUGGAAGACAAGUUGCAUUAAGCAGUUAAAGCCCUUAAUGGAGUAGAUUUUGGGAAAUAUGCUUAUUCGCUUUAUUGAGAGUUAGAUGAGAAGAUUGAUCCCACUCUCAACACUAUAUGAUAAAUAUGAAGCUACAGCCAGCAACAGGUUAGCUCAGCAAAAAGACUGGAAAACAGGGGGCACAGCUAGCCUGGCCCUGUCCAGAGCUAACAAAGUUGAAAAGUUUGAUAUUUAACAGGGGGUUUAUGUGAUGGAUUUGUCAGGUAUAGGGAGAUGUUACAGUCUCAAUUGCCAUAUUUCCAAAGAUGUUGACCUGUUGACUGCAGGAGAGUGGAGUGUGCAGUAAACUGUUGCAGUGCUGCCCCCAAGUGUCUGAAGUGUAAACUGCAUUUAUAAUAUAUAUACAGCCUGUGGAACAGAGGUCAGGUCAGUGUGGAUGACUCCUGGAAAACUGACCAACAAAACAAAAAUCGGCACUAAAGUGUGUCAACAGUUCCUCUGUCAUGGGCUGAGAGGGGCAAACAAAUACAUCUUAAUAUGUGUAAUCUUACAACAAUCAAAAACAGAUGCAUAAUCAAUCUCCUUUUUUUAUAUCGUCUCUUUGUUGCUUCAGCACAGUGCCUUUAUGUGUUUGUUGUACAAUUUCUAUCAGUGUUAUAUCCAUUGAGCGAGGUGUGCAUUGUUUACAGUAAGUUCUCUGCACUCUUUGUGUCUGUCUCAUCACAGAGACUUUAAGAAAAUGACCAACCAGAAAGUGUUUACACUGAUUUUGUAGCAAAUCAGAGAUUUCUUAUUAUUGUCAUUGAACAGUGUAUAGACUGUAUAAAAAUGCACCUGUCUUUUUUUUAUCUGAAAAUAAAAACUUUGUUUGUA
Molecule: messenger RNA, 3838 nt
Organism: Seriola aureovittata
Lineage: Eukaryota; Metazoa; Chordata; Actinopteri; Carangiformes; Carangidae
Gene: glis1a
Product: zinc finger protein GLIS1
Exons: 9
Coding region: 352-2193 (613 amino acids)
Biological process (GO): regulation of transcription by RNA polymerase II
Cellular component (GO): nucleus
Molecular function (GO): DNA-binding transcription factor activity, RNA polymerase II-specific; RNA polymerase II cis-regulatory region sequence-specific DNA binding
Source: RefSeq, a predicted model, not a curated record